Molecule: messenger RNA, 603 nt
Organism: Exserohilum turcica Et28A
Lineage: Eukaryota; Fungi; Ascomycota; Dothideomycetes; Pleosporales; Pleosporaceae
Exons: 1
Coding region: 142-435 (97 amino acids)
Source: RefSeq, a predicted model, not a curated record
CAGCGCACGGUGCUCAUUUCGGCGACUCCCCAUGCCCUUCUUCUCUUCUGAUCUCUUUUUUCUCGUCUUCCUCGUCGACACGUUUUUCGCCCGCCCGCGCCCUGGCCGUGCCGCCAUGUCCUCUUUCCCCUCCUGUCAGCCAUGGUGAUUGUUGCGCAAAACCCACACCGCUUACCCUCGUCGCCGAACAAGGGGACACGCGCCCAGGGCAGCAUCAAACGGCCAAGUGGAACAAUCGGGCGGGUGGCCUUCCACAAUGGCUCCAUGGACAGCGGCGUCGUCUCCAAGUCGGACAUUAGGUGUAGACUGGCCUUGAUCGCUUGCGCCAUGUGUUUCGCAGGCACCCAGGCAUGCCUGCAUCAAUUUGUCCCUCCACCGCUCUCAGACAAUGCAGGCGCCGUGUGGGACCCUGUCGAUCAAACCGCAGCCUCCUGAACAUGCCGUUCAUGUGCCUCGCCCAAAGCGGAAACGCCCCAAUUGUCCCUCUUUGUCCUGGUCCCUCGAUUGCCACCCGUCCCCUUUUUUUUUCUUUCUUGCCUGGGUGCCUGCUCGCCACCGCACCACCGCCCAUGGGAAACCCUGAAACAUGCGCCAGUGGUGCCU